Messenger RNA from Paramuricea clavata, 5651 nucleotides. Lineage: Eukaryota; Metazoa; Cnidaria; Anthozoa; Malacalcyonacea; Plexauridae. The record is from the annotation of a GenBank genome assembly.
AUGUCUUUGAGCGAAGGUCUUGCACGUUUACGAGCAAUUCGAGGCGGUCAUCGGGCCGUUUUGACGAAAUAUUUGAACGAAUUAGAGGAACUACUCGCUACAGCCGAAAUAUCCGAAGAAUCUCUUAUGCGACUCGAAGUUUUAAAGCAACAAAUCGACGGAAAACAAAGGACAUUAAACGAACUCGAUGCGAAAAUAUUAAACGAGAUAAAAAUUGAAGACGUAGAAAAAGAAAUCGACGAAAGCGAAGCCAUUGACAUUAAAGUUACCGUAGCAAGGGAAAGAAUCGAACGAGCUAAGAAGCAACAUGCGACUCCACAGCAUACAAAUAUUGUCGAAAAUAGUCAAAAUACGAAUGAUCAUGGUGCGGUUGCUAUGGCGACGUCGAGCUCAAAUUUCACGAGAUUACCGAAAUUACAAUUGCCACAUUUUAAGGGUGACGUGACAAAAUGGAACUCAUUCUGGGAUGGUUUCGAUUCAGCAAUUCACUCGAACGGAGCUCUCAACAAAAUAGAUAAGUACAAUUAUUUAAAUUCAUUAUUGGAGGGCCCAGCUGCUAGGGCUGUACAAGGCCUUACACUCACAGAAGCAAAUUAUGAUUCAGCCAUAGAGUUGUUGAAAUCGAGAUUUGGGAAACCACAACAGGUGAUAAGUGCACACAUGGACGAACUUCUGCACCUUCCCAACUGUAAUCCUGACAAAUCGUCAUCACUUCGGUUUGUCUAUGACAAAGUUAGCAUACAUGUGCGUGGGUUGGAGUCGUUAGGCGUGUCAUCAAAGGAGUAUGGUAGUUUGUUGAUACCGAUUGUAAUGACAAAACUUCCCAAUGAUUUACGAAUGAGGAUAGCCAGGGAGACAUCAGGGGAUGUUUGGAAAAUUGAUGAAAUUUUAGAAAUUUUGCGAAAGGAAAUCGAAGCCAGAGAGGCUAGUGAGCGUUUUAAAGUAGCUGAGCGCCAAAAACACUAUGAACCCUCCCCUCGAAAGCCUUUACCAACCAUAGGCAGCACCUUAUUAAGUCAAGAAGAAGUUCAAUUCAAAAUUCGCUGUGUUUAUUGCAAUACCCCUCAUUACUCGGCUUCGUGUCCCACUGUGACAGAUCUGACCAAACGAAGAGAAAUAUUAGUUAAUGCCAAACGCUGUUUCAAAUGUCUAAGGCAAGGGCAUGAAGUAAGAGACUGUCGAAAUCCAAAACUCUGUCGUAACUGUGGGGGGCGUCACCAUCAGUCCAUAUGUAGUAAGGGUUUCCUACCGCGAAACCUUCCAGAGAAGAAUGAGCAGAAUGAGCAAAUAAGAAUGAGCCAAAUAAGGAUGAGCAGAAUAAGGAUAAGGGUGCAGGUAACGUGGGGAGCAAGGACUCUACACUGACUGUGGGUAAUCUAGUAACUAGCAAAAGGCAUGUUUUACUUCAAACUGCUCGUGCAGUGGCAACUAAUGAAGAUGGUUCAAAAACUUGUCCAGUACGUAUUCUCUUCGAUAGUGGUAGCCAGCGGUCAUACCUCACUGAUGAUUUAAAACGAAAAUUGAAUCUGAAUCCAAUCAAAACUGAGACGUUGUAUUUAAAUACAUUUGGCGAUUCCAAACACGAAAGAAAAUCCUGCCAGUUGUUUAAUCUGAACUUACGUGAUCGUGAUAAUGAGAUAACCCCGAUUUGGGCCCUCAAUUUCCCUGUUAUUUGUUCGCCCUUACCAUCUACGGUGGACAUUUUUGAUUAUCAGCAUAUUCGUGGUCUAGAUUUAGCCGAUAGUAGUGAGAUCCAAGACGACCAUCAUAGUGACACUGUUGAUGUCCUGAUAGGGUCGGAUCACUAUUGGAGCUUUAUGUAUGGUGAAACUAUCCGUGGUGAUUCAGGGCCUGUCGCAGUGAGCAGUAAAUUUGGUUGGGUUUUAUCUGGGCAGACUGAGUUAACCAAUGAACGGGGUGUGAGACGAAAGGAGUCAUCAGCAAAUUUAGUCAUUUCUUCCUGUACCGAAGAUUUCCUCAACGACAACGUGCCGCAAAAUGAUCAACUUGUAGACUGUUUGAAACGGUUUUGGGAAACUGAGGCAAUCGGAAUUGCGGACAGUGAUGAUCUUAAGACUAACCCUGUCCCUAACAAUUUUAUCGAAGAUAUUGCGUUUGAUGGUCAAAAUUAUGAAGUAGGUUUGCCAUGGAAGGACAGUUCUUUUCCUGUCUCUAAUGGCUACGACACAUGUUCAAAACGCCUCCAAUCUCUACAUCGAAAACUACAAGCAGAUCCUGUCCUCCUGAAUGAGUAUAACAAGAUUAUUUGUGACCAACUCGAAGCGGGCAUUAUCGAAAGGGUACCUGAAACAAGCGACUCCAGCAACGAAGAAACACGCAUCAAUUUCUUACCCCAUCACCCAGUUAUCCGAAGGGAUAAAGAUACCACCAAAGUUCGUGUAGUCUACGAUGGCUCGGCAAAGGGCUCGAAUGAUGAAAGAUCGCUUAAUGAUUGUCUUCAAACCGGACCGAACUUUACACCACAUGUGUUCGAUAUUUUAGUUAAAUUUCGUUGGAACGCUAUUGGCAUCACUGCAGAUAUCGAGAAGGCGUUUUUGAUGAUAGCGAUUAAGGAAGUCGAUAGAGAUGCACUUCGUUUUUUAUGGUUUGAUGAUCCCAAUGAAUGUCAUCCCAAUUUAACUAUGUUUCGUUUCCGACGAUUAGUAUUUGGUCUUCGACCCUCGCCAUCUAUACUUGGUUUCACUAUUAAGCAUCACCUUGCAAAAUAUUCCCAGUCCGAAACAAAGUUGGUCGAAGUAUUAGAAAAUUCAUUUUACGUGGACGAUCUUAUCACUGGUGAAGAUAGCGUCGAAGAAUCAUUCCAAAUUUACAAGGGGUCAAAACAAAUUAUGGCCACGGGGGGUUUCAAUCUUCGAAAGUGGCAUUCGAAUUCAGACGAACUUCUCGCAAAAAUUGAGUCCAACGAACUUGGUAGUGAGAAACCACCCGACCGUAGCCUUAUGCAAUCUAAUUGCCAAACCUUCGAAGAGGACGAGUCUUACGCUAAGUCGACGACCGGACACAAUACGAUCGAUACAGCUGAUAAUACUGUAAAGGUGUUAGGUGCCAACUGGAAUACAAAGUCGGAUGAAAUAUUCUUCAAUUUCGAAAGGUGGAAGGAAGAAGCAACGUCACUCCCAAUGACUAAACGAUCUUUACUUGUGCUCACAGCGAAGAUAUUUGAUCCCCUUGGAUAUCUUGCGCCUUUGACAAUACUGAUGAAGGUUUUAUUCCAAGUUUUGUGUACGAACAAAGUUGAUUGGGACGAAGAACUAACCGGAGAUUUACUCAAGAAAUUCCAAGCUGUUAUUCGAGAUAUAUCACUUCUUCAUUCCGUGCGUAUUCCCAGAUGUUAUUUUGACCCUAGAUCAAAGCCAAUUAAUGUCGAGCUUCAUGGUUUCAGCGAUGCUUCGAUUCAUGCCUAUUCAGCUGUAGUCUAUAUGAGAUCAGUAUAUGAAAAUGGCACAAUUCAAGUUCGGUUGGUAGCAUCGAAGACCCGAGUUGCCCCGUUGAAACGUCAAAGCAUUCCUCGUCUCGAGCUUCUCGGAGCCCUCAUAUUGGCACGACUUUGUGACAAAAUUAUUAAGGUGCUUGGAGAACUUGUUUGUACCUAUUGGGUUGAUUCAAUGACUGCUCUUUGUUGGAUUCGCAAUGAUAAACUUUGGAAACAAUACGUUCAACACAGAGUUCAUGAAAUUCGUAAUUUAAGUUGCACGUCCGCUUGGCAGUACUGUCCCGGGGUAGUUAAUCCGGCUGAUUUACCCUCUCGAGGACUUGAUGCAAAGGAACUAGCUAGUAACGAGGUUUGGUGGAAUGGUCCACAAUUUCUACGCCAACCAUCGAGUGAGUGGCCAUCAGAGGAUCAAACGAUAGAAUGUAAUGAGGAUGCUAAAAACGAAGAAGUAAAGGCCCCACCAAAAAUUACGCACGUUUUACUCAACCAUGAUCCCACGCAAGCUACAGCGAGAAUCGACAAGGUAAUGACCAUUGAACGGUACGGUAGUUUCCAAAGGUUGUUGAGGGUUACGGUUAUUGUACUGCGUUUUAUCAAGCUAUUAAAGUCGAAGAUAUCGCGAGGACCGCAGGAAAACCGUAACGAAGAUGUUAAAGACUUGAAUACGGCGGAAGUGUUAUGGAUACGUGCUACUCAAAUAUCAUGUUUUCCCGAAGAAAUAAAGUUACUGAGCGAUGCCAGAAAGGACACCACUGGCUCCAGGGAUUCAGCAUCGAAAAUUAUCCAGUUUGGUCUGUACUUGGAUGAGGCUGGUGUACUACGCUCUCGUGGACGAUUGAACGAGUCUUCUCUCCCAUUAGAUAGCAAGAAUCCGAUAUUCCUUCCCAACAAACACCCAUUUGUUAAUCUGUUGAUUCUGCAUAUGCACAACGAAAUCAAACACAGUGGAGUUCGUGACACUUUAACAACUAUAAGAGAGCGGUUUUGGAUUUUACGAGGACGAGAGGUUGUUAAGAAAUUAAUUAGGCACUGUGUUGUUUGUCGAAAGUACGGGGGAAAACCGUUCAAGCCCCAGCCAACUCCAGAUUUGCCAGACUUCCGAGUUUCGAGCGACCCUCCCUUCACUCAUAUUGGGUUGGAUUUCGCGGGUCCGUUUUUCAUCAAAUCGAUGUUUGAAACCAAACCAACAGAAAACGGCGAGUCUAACCCCAACGUUAAAGCCUACGUUCUCUUGAUCACGUGCGCGUCGACCAGGUCAGUUCACAUUGAAUUAACUUUGGGUCUCAGUGUACAAGCAUUCCUACUUGCGUUCCGGCGGUAUGUUAGUCGACGGGGGUUACCAGCCACAAUAACGUCUGACAAUGCUAAGACUUUUAAGUCAGCAAAAAGGGACAUAGAACGAAUUAUUAGAUCUGAAGAAGUACGGCAAUACUUGGUAGAAAGACGAGUCAAGUGGAAUUUUAUCGUUGAGCGUGCUCCAUGGUGGGGAGGAUUCUGGGAACGAUUAGUUGCCAGCGUUAAAAGGCCACUAAAACGUAUUGUUGGGAGAUCUACCUUAACCUACGACGAACUACAAACCAUUUUAGUUGAAAUCGAGGCAUUAAUCAACGCUAGACCUCUUACCUAUGUCUAUGAUGACCAAGAAUGUAACUACGAGCCUUUAACACCCUCUCACCUGAUUUACGGUAGGCGUAUUACGAGUACUCCAAACAGUUCCCAUCACGAAGUUGUUAGUACUAAUCGAUCCUUGACAAGAAGAGCGCGUCGUCAUAAGCAAGUGUUGGAUCAAUUUACGAAACAGUGGCGACGAGAAUAUCUCACCGGGUUGCGUGAACAGUCGUUAGCGAAGUCGCACAAAGGAAACUCAGGUUCAACGAUUUCCCAAGGAGAGAUCGUCAUCGUCAAAAACGAAACAACGCCGAGAGCAUUUUGGAAACUGGCUCGUGUAGAAAAACUACUUCCAGGAAGGGAUGGAAACGUUCGAGCAGCAGAAAUUAAGUUAGGGAGUAAAUUCGUUACAAGAAGACCAAUUGAACAACUCGUACCCAUUGAAGUGAAAUCUACGUUAGCAGAUUUAGAAACCGGUCAGGAAGUAGAAAAGGAAUGUAUUCAAGAUGAUGAUAAUUUAGUUGUACGAAGUCGAAGAACCGCUGCUGUUCUGGGUGAAAGAAGACGACGAGAAGAGAACAUCUUGUAA